AUGACUGACAGAGUUUAUCCUUCAUCAAAACCCAACGGCAACACAACCGCCGUCACAACAAACACAAGACUACCACCACCACCAAGCAAAGCCCAGCAACCCAAUCGCCACCCCUACCGGCCAAACUCAGUCACCAACCAACGAACUCGGCGCCGCAGCCGCCGUGGAUGCUUCUGCUUAUGCUGCUUCUGGUCAGUUCUUAUCAUCACUCUCCUCCUUCUCAUAUCCGCUAUCGCAGGUUGUAUACUUUACCUCCUCUACCGCCCCCACCGACCAACGUUCUCUAUCGCCUCCCUCAAAAUCUCGGAAUUCAACCGCACCACCACCGCCGAUGACACCACACGACUCACUUCAAACCUCAAUCUUACCAUCUCUACCAGAAACCCAAACAAGAAAAUCACAUUUUACUAUGAUUCAAUCUCAAUUACGUGUUUAUCCGAAGGAACGCAAGUCGCAAACGGAUAUUUCGCUAACUCGUUUGUUAGUAAUCCGAAUAACAUCACCAUUAUCCGCUCAUCAUUGUCUAGCAACUCCCUGCUUCUGGAAACAGAAACAGUGAAUCGAAUGAGAUCGGAUCUGAAAAAGAAAUCAGGGCUGCCAUUAAAGUUGCUGCUUGAUACUAAAGUUCGAGUCAAAAUCGAGUCCAUAAGAAGCAAAAAGAUUGGGAUUCGGAUAAAAUGCGAAGGAAUUCAUAGCUUAAUUCCAAAGGGUGGCAGUGGGAAUUCAAGAAAUUCAUCAUCUUCAUCAGUAGCUGCUACUGUUUCUGCUGCCAAAUGUAAGCUUGAUCUUCGGAUCAAGAUCUGGAAAUGGACUUUCUAA
Messenger RNA from Lactuca virosa, 819 nucleotides. Lineage: Eukaryota; Viridiplantae; Streptophyta; Magnoliopsida; Asterales; Asteraceae. The record is from the annotation of a GenBank genome assembly.